AUGUCAAUAGAGUUGAAUCCGUUGCGUUCAACGAUUUGUGCAAUAUUGGCUGGCGCAUGUGCUGGUGCAGUAGCAAAAACAACUAUCGCUCCUCUUGAUCGUACUAAAAUCAACUUUCAAAUAUCAAGUACGCGCGGGUAUUCUUUUAAGGCUGCUUUUCGUUUUAUCAAGACAACUUACAAAUCAACGGGGUUUUUUUCGUUAUGGCGGGGUAAUUCGGCUACAAUGGCACGAGUUAUACCAUAUGCAUCAAUACAAUUUGCAACACAUGAACAAUUCAAGCAUAUUUUGCGUGUCGAUAAAAAUGGAGAUCGAACUCCUGCAAAACGUUGUCUUGCUGGUUCAUUGGCAGGAACUGUUGCAACCAUCCUUACUUAUCCAUUAGAUACGUCGAAAGCUAUAUUAGCAACGUCGAAAGUAGCUGAAUAUCGCUCUCUAUAUGAUAUUUUUGUUAAAAGUUAUCGAACAUCCGGUUUAAUGUCUUUGUAUAGUGGUCUUCUUCCUACAUUAGCGGGUGUAGCACCAUAUGCUGGUGCUAGUUUCUUCACAUACGAAUCUCUCAAACUUUAUUAUGCAGAAAAAACGGGUAAACCAAUCACUCCAUUACAUCGCAUGAUCUUUGGUGCGUUUGCUGGACUUAUUGGUCAAUCUUCUUCAUAUCCUCUUGAUAUCGUUCGUCGAAGAAUGCAGACGGGAGUUAUAAGAAAAAAUCAAAAUAUGUUUGUAUCUUUAUAUCGAAUAGGACGUGAUGAAGGAAUUCGUCAUGGUCUUUAUAAAGGUCUUAGCAUGAAUUGGGUUAAGGGUCCAAUUGCUGUUGGUAUUAGCUUUACAGUGUACGAUUAUGCUAAAAUAUUUAUUGAAGAGAUUAUGGGAAUGGAAUAUAAUUUUGAAUUAAAAAUUUUAAACUCAAUGAGGAAUCGAUUCAAUCUAAAUGAUAAUGCGAAGGAAAGUAAAGAUAAGCCGCGUUUCUACUGA
Messenger RNA from Dracunculus medinensis (Guinea worm), 975 nucleotides. The record is from the annotation of a GenBank genome assembly. NCBI's taxonomy places the organism in Eukaryota, Metazoa, Nematoda, Chromadorea, Rhabditida, Dracunculidae.